ACUAACUGUACCUGUUGAAACCCCCAGAGUUCCAGCCAGACCUGAGGCAUUAGCAGGUGUGUAAAGCUGGUCAUACUUCUACGCUGCUUGAUUCAUUUCAUACACAGAAACAGAAGAGGCUGCUUGAUGUCGCUCUUACCAUACCUGCCUGUCACCUUCCCAGCGUUGGCUGAUGUUGCUGAGACUUCAGAGACUUCAGGGACUUCUUUCAGUACUCGCAGAAACCUCCCACACCCUGGUGAUGGCACACAGGGACUGUUUUCCUACUCUUAGUCUGAAUGACUGCCAAGAAGGAAGGCAAAGGCGGAACAGUUGGGUGUCAGGCUUUCUCCAUACUUCUAAUCCUUAUUAAACUCCUUUCUGAGCCCAAGGACAAAGCUCACUUAACAAAUGACUUUGAAUCAUGAAUGAAAACUCUUGCUCUUUCCAUGAGAAAGAAUUAAGAGAUGGACAGGUUGAAAGUGUGUGUGCUGUGUGUCCUCCACCAUAUGACAAGGAAAACGGUGUUCUUCAGGCUUUCAGAGGAAUUCCUAUCUCAGAGUUGAAGAACCAUGGCAUCCUCCGGGCCCUGACCGCAGAAGCGAAUGGAUGGGAGCCAGGUGCUGUGAGUGUGGAGGUGCUCAGAGCCCAAGAAGAAUGGGAAGCUGUGGACAACAUCCGGACGGAGACAGGUCAGGCCAGCUCAGACCAGCCUGGGCAGCUAAUCUCCUUCAAUGAAGCCCUGCAGCAUUUCCAGACUGUGGACCUCUCUUCCUUCAAGAAGAGCCUGUCUCCAGAGAUUGAGCAGGUGUUUCACAGCUUCGACCCCCUUUCCCUGGCCCACAGCCCAGCCAGGUCGUUGGGGGAGCUACUUCUUUCUGCAAGAACAGCCCCUGUACUGAUCCUAAAGAAAAGAAUUCAGCCAACUAUUCGAAGGACUGGGCUCGCUGCCCUCCGGCACUGUCUCUUCGGGCCUCCAAAGCUCCACCAGGGCCUCCGUGAAGAAAGGGACUUGGUCCUGACCAUUGCUCAGUGUGGCCUGGAUAACCAAGACCCAAUGCAUGGCCGAGUCCUCCAGACCAUCUAUAAGAAGCUGACUGGCUCCAAGUUUGACUGUGCCCUCUACGGAGACCACUGGGAAGAUCUGGGCUUUCAGGGAGCGAAUCCGGCCACAGACCUGAGAGGAGCAGGCUUCCUUGCCCUCUUGCACCUGCUGUACCUGGUGAUGGACUCGAAGACUUUGCUGAUGGCCCAGGAGAUUUUCCGCCUGUCUCGUCACCAUAUUCAGCAAUUCCCCUUCUGUUUGAUGUCCGUGAAUAUCACCCGCAUCGCAAUCCAGGCCUUAAGGGAGGAAUGUCUCUCCAGGGAGUGCAACCGGCAGCAAAAGGUGAUCCCGGUGGUGAACAGCUUCUACGCCGCCACCUUCCUCCGCCUCGCACACGUUUGGAGGACUCAGCAGAAGACCAUCGCAGACUCCGGCUUUGUCCUCAAAGACUUGGAGGUGUUGGCCAAGAAGAGCCCGAGGCGGCUGCUCAAGACCCUGGAAAUCUACCUGGCUGGAGUGUCAAAGGGACAGGCCUCAUUGUUGGGAACACAGAAGUGCUGUGGGCCACAAGCCUCUCACUCCAAGGAUCUCACCUUCACAGGCGUGUGUGACCUGCCACCACAUUCAUCCAAAGGCACGCGGCUGAUCUGACCAACCGGAGGCUGACAGAAAGACCCAGCUGCUGGGCCACGGGGGCUUUGGAAGGGCACUUGGCGCAUUAUGCCAAGUGUAUGCCGGCUGGACCUCCUUGGCGAAUCCAAGGACCCUCACCUGUGUGAGACAUUAGGGACAGUUAGACUCAUCCCAUUCCCCACAGACCUGCCUCCAGAGCGAUGAACUUGCCAUAAUUGGAAUUGAGCUACUUUAGAGUUGGUUUCCAGGUAAUCCCAGUGAGUGAACGGAUCAUGAGGCAGGAAAGCCCUACCUGGAUGUUCUACAUAUCUGUACAUUGAAAGAUAUGCCCACACAGAGGUGCCAGAAUUCUGACUCCCUGGGCGGCAGGCUCUCAGGCCCCGGGUGCCCACAGGACAGGGACCCUGUGGCUAGAAUUCGAAGGGAGGAGCAGUGGCAGCAGCCAACAGGGGACAGCACGAACCAGAGCAACAGGUCUUCCUCUUCUUCCUCCACCAGGCUGAUAUGGGGCCCCUCUGGGGUUUCUGGCCUUGCACUCACCCCAUCCUCACGUCUCCCCAUGCCUCAGCCCCGCUGUUGAGGAUACAGAAUCGGCUUUCGGCUGGGUGUCUCCACUGCCGCCUAUCCCCACUGCCCACCAGCUGGGCACCCCACUACUGCACAAACCCCACCCCAUGAAGGUGUGCGGUUGCCACCAGGGAUGGUUUUCUGGCCUGGAUGAAGGAGGAGGUUCACACAUCGGCAGUUUUUGAAUAAAAGAAUUGUCCUAG
Molecule: messenger RNA, 2427 nt
Organism: Prionailurus viverrinus (fishing cat)
Lineage: Eukaryota; Metazoa; Chordata; Mammalia; Carnivora; Felidae
Gene: ELMOD3
Product: ELMO domain containing 3
Exons: 13
Coding region: 404-1675 (423 amino acids)
Source: RefSeq, a predicted model, not a curated record